AUGGAGAAUGAUAUCGCGUGUAAUGGAAAUGAUUCAAUUAAUUCAAAUGUAGUUUCUAAUGAUGCACGUAAUAAUUUAUUGGUUCGUAAUGAAUCAAUUAGUGCUGUUCAUGGUAGUUUGAAACUACCUAUUGGCAUAGCUAUUGCAUCAAAAAGUCAGUGUUGUGUGUGCCGUAUUCCAUUGGUUUCACCUACAAUCACUAUUAAGAAGGAAGAUCGAAAUAAUAUCUUAAUUCGUCGUAAUGUUGAUAUUCCAAAAGGGUCACGUUGUUGCAAAGAUCAUACGUCCAAUGGAUAUUUAUCGCGUGAAGCCUUCUUUAAAUUAACUGCUUACAAAAUUAAUUAUCGAAUAUUUGAUAGUAAUUAUAUUAUUGACACCAUGGAAAAACUUCGAACAAUGGUCCAUUAUCAAAAACACAUAGAUUUUGAUGAUCCUUCCUCGUUAUCAGACGCGGAUUAUAAAAUCCUCACCGGUUUCACACGAAAGCAACAUAAUCGUGUUCUUGAAUGCAUUCCGUCAACUGCUUUAAAGAAUUCGGUCAAUCUAUCUCCUCGUUGUGCACUUGCAUGCUUAUUAAUGAAAUUAAGACUUGGAAUAAGCAAUGCAGCACUUGCUUCUAUGCUGGGCAUCGAUAACUAA
This is a messenger RNA of Rotaria sp. Silwood2, 639 nucleotides long. Lineage: Eukaryota; Metazoa; Rotifera; Eurotatoria; Philodinida; Philodinidae. The record is from the annotation of a GenBank genome assembly.